AUGGCAAGCAAAGUCACCUUCACUCUCAAUUCCGGGUAUAAGAUACCGGCAGUGGGCUUGGGAACAUGGCAAUCUAAACCGCACGAAGUUGAGAAAGCGGUCGAGGUAGCACUCAAGGCAGGAUACAGGCAUAUCGAUGGCGCAUUUGCCUAUAAAAAUGAGACAGAAGUUGGCCUGGGCUUGAAGAAUUCCGGAGUUCCUCGAGGGGAGGUUUUCUUGACUUCUAAACUAUGGAAUACCCACCACCGGCCCGAAUUUGUUGAGGCUGCCUGCGAUAAGACUCUUCGGGACCUUGGAGUUGAUUAUUUGGAUCUUUACUUAAUGCACUGGCCUGUGGCCUUUGUUCCCGGGGAAGCAGCGUUUCCAAAGGAUACCGAAACGGGUCAACUUCUUUUGGACAAUAAAGUUACCAUCAAAGAUACGUGGAGGGCAAUGGAAUCCCUAGUUAAGAAGGGCAAAUCUAACAAGGAUGAAAGCGCCGAAAUUCCCCCGGCAGUGAACCAGGUAGAGGCGCACCCAUACUUUCAACAGGAUGAUCUAAAGAAAUACUUGUGCGAAAAGAACAUUCUGUUGGAAGCAUACAGUCCCCUGGGAAACAAUCUUCACAACAUGCCUAGAGCAAUGGACGAUGAAAAGAUUCAAAAAAUCGCGGAGGCACAUGGAGUAAGUUCUGCUCGAGUCCUCAUCGCAUGGCAUGUCCAACGUGGCACCGUGGUCCUUCCCAAAAGUGUUACUCCUGAACGAAUUAUCGACAACUUCAAGGACUUUGAAUUAUCACAAUCCGCAAUGGAAGAAAUAAAUGCGCUUGAUCGUAAUGCCCGAGCCAGCCAACCUCUCUUCUGGGGAGUAGAUAUAUUUGGUGAAAAGGGCGAAGAAUAUGUCAAAGAGAUUGCAAAGAAGAGGGGGCUUGAGUAUAUUGCUAGCUUGAAGUACAAUGAAGCUAAGCGCCUAUCAGAGCGUCAUCUGCAUUUUAAUCUGCAUGUACUGCUAAAUAUCAUCGCAAAGUCUGUAGCUCGGCCAGAAGAUGACAUUACAGAGUUCUCUAAGAUUGGCGAAGGCGGCUCAUACCGUGUCUUUGAAGCCAAAUUCGAAGAUGGACUGGCAGUUAUUGCUCGGUUACCCUAUCCAUGUACCAUUCCGCCUACCUAUGGGAUUGCAAGUGAGGUUGCAACGAUUGAAUACCUUCGGCUGCAGGGCAUUCCUAUACCCAAGGUUCUGGACUGGAGCAGUUCCCCAGCCAUUAAUCCGCUUGGGGCAGAGUAUGUCAUAAUGGAGAAGGCCAGGGGGAAGGAACUGGAAGCGACAUGGUAUUCAAUGAACUUCGAUGAACGGAAAUCGGCCAUGGAAAAGAUUGUUGCCAUUGAAAGCCUCCUUUUUAACCUUAAGCUCCCAUCUUUUGGUAGCCUUUAUUUUACAGACUCCUUACAGCACGGCACUGACGUUGUUGUUCUCCCUGACAAUAACACCUUUUGUGUCGGGCCUUCCACAGAGUUCCUAUGGUGGUAUCACAAGCGAGGAGAAUUGAAAACUAACAAAGGCCCUUGGAAGCUGCCUGCUGAAUUGCUAAAUUCUAUUGGACUCCGAGAACUAGAGUGGCUUCGUGCCUUUGGGGCCCCAAGAUACCCUAGAGAGCCUCUAUAUAGGCGACUGUAUGGUAACGAGAAAGUAAAUCCGGAGGUGCAAAUCCGUAACCUCGAAGACUUCCUUUCAGUCGCUCCGCAUAUAAUUCCAAGUCAGGAAUUCCUUAAUGAGCCAACUAUUCGUCACCCAGAUUUCUCACCGAAUAAUAUAUUUAUAGACGAUGCUGGGGAAAUCAGCGGCAUUAUUGACUGGGAACACACUUCAAUCCUUCCUCUUUUUGUCCAAGCAAAGAUUCCAAGGUACUUUGAGAACUAUGGAGAUGAAGACUCAGAGAAUUUUAAAUUCCCUGCGUUAAGGGAGGAUUUUAACUCGCUUCCCGACGAUGAAAAAGAGCUGGAACAAGAAAUGUAUCGAAGGAGACAAACUCAUUACUAUUACCUCGGCUUUACCAGCCGCUAUAAUUUGAACCACUUUCGUACGAUGGGAAGCUAUAGCGGUAUGAUGCGGAGCCGGUUAUAUGAUGUCGUCAAUCGCCCCUGGGAAGGUGAUAACACAACACUUAAGGCAACCCUCAUCCAGAUGUCUUCCUACUGGCCGGGGAUUGCAGCUGCUAAUAUGAAAGACACACAGUACCCUUUAAAAUAUACACCAGAAGAGGUUAAACAAUGCCUGAACCUAGAUGCGGAACAAAAGACCGCGAAUACUCAAAUGCAAAAUCUUAGGGAUGCUAUUGGGAUAAAUGUGGACGGCUGGGUACCAAGCGAAAUGUACGAAGAAGCAGCAGAGCGAAUGGCUCAUGUAAAAGCACAUAUGCUAGAGAUUGCUGAGACGGAGCAGGAUCGGGAAGACAUUUUGCAGAAAUGGCCAUUCCAGGAUCAUGAAGAGAUAGAUUAG
Trichophyton verrucosum HKI 0517 is the source of this 2475-nucleotide messenger RNA. RefSeq names its product aldehyde reductase I (ARI), putative. Gene Ontology annotation, cellular component: mitochondrion. Gene Ontology annotation, molecular function: oxidoreductase activity. The record is from RefSeq and is a predicted model, not a curated record. NCBI's taxonomy places the organism in Eukaryota, Fungi, Ascomycota, Eurotiomycetes, Onygenales, Arthrodermataceae. The transcript is spliced from 7 exons. The coding region runs from base 1 to 2475 and encodes 824 amino acids.